CGGGGCGAGAGCCGCUGGUCAGGUGGCUCCGGCUGCUUGCCUGGCUGACGUGGACGCCAACAGGAACCCGCCCUAUAUGAGACGCGGGCGGGCGCGCCGAGUGCGGCGGAGCGAGGAGCCGAGCGCCUGCAAGGGUGGAGGAGGUCGGACGGGGCGGGCGGCGACGAGCCGGGCUCUGCUGCUGCUGCGCGUCCCCUCGACGUUUCCCCUCCUCCUCCCCGCUUGCUCCCUCUUGGCACGCCCCGAAGAGGAAAACGCGCCCGCGAGAGAGAGCGUCCUGAGGGCGAUGGCUGCCGAAAUGGACCCCAACAGCGAGCAAGGUCUGCUGAAAAAUGAAGUAAUUCCUGAAGUUGGAGAAGAUGCUGCUGCUUCAGUUAAUGUUGCAGAAGCUUUGUCAGAAGAAGAACAGGAAGAACUUAGAAGAGAGCUUGCUAAGGUGGAAGAAGAAAUCCAGACUUUGUCACAGGUACUAGCUGCUAAAGAGAAGCAUCUAGCAGAAAUAAAGAGAAAACUGGGGAUCAGUUCACUGCAGGAGCUGAGGCAGAACCUUUCCAAAGGGUGGCAAGAUGUCACAGCAACAAAUGCGUAUAAGAAGACAUCAGAAACACUGUCUCAAGCUGGGCAGAAAGCUUCUGCUGCAUUCUCAACAGUUGGUUCUGCAAUAACGAAGAAGUUGGAAGAUGUGAAAGUGCACGCAUUUACACAUUCCUUUAGUAUACGUUGUCUACAACAUUCAAUUAGCAUGCCUGCUAUGAGAAAUUCCCCAACAUUCAAGUCCUUUGAAGAAAAAGUGGAAAACUUAAAGUAUAAGGUUGGGGGAACCAAGCCUGCUGGGGGUGACUUUGGAGAGGUCUUGAACUCUGCUGCCAAUGCCAGUGCCACAGAAGCUACUACAAAGCAGACAGAAGAGGAGACUCAAUGAUUGUCCUGCCUUCCUUGUGCUACCCACUGCCAGAUGCUGCAAGCAAAUGCUGAAGCACAACACCUCUGCUGUAGACUCUUCCAGGAUGUCCUUCUGUUUAGCACUUAGCUUUAUAGCUGUUCAAUGUAAAUCGUUUCUAUAGGUUCAGAGUAUUUUUGAAACUGUAAAAUACACUCUUGCCUAUGUUAUCUGUGGGAUGGGGAAUUUUUAUGCAUUUUGAGUAUUUAAAAAGAUUUAUUUCUGGUCCAAAGAAAUCAUUAAGGUUUUACAAAAGGUUUAGAAAUGGGAGACUCAUCACUGUAUAUGAUGGAUGCUGGGACGAAUAGCAGUUGCUUCAUGCCAUGUCUCUUCAUACUUAAUUCACUGCCAAAACCUUUGAAAACUUCAUUGUUGUUUUAAGUGUGUACCUUUAAUUGGUUCUGUUGCAAGAGGUUCCACAGGCAGAAUAAGUUUGCUUUGAUAUUGCAAUGUUAAGUUAUCAGUGUAUGUGUUGUGGUCUUGGUAAGUGGACACUGAAAGUAGGGUGAUUCCAACAAACAUUCACAAUUUUUAUGGUUUCCCUAAAAAAAUAAAAAUCCUGAUAGUAAACUUCUCUGAACAGUUCCAACUAGCAGAGAUGAUGUUUUCUCCUGGGUAUUAGAAGUUGACUUCCAAAAUGUAAAAUGAGGCAGGCUGUUAACAUAAAUUACAUAGGCUGAAAGCCUAUUGCAAAGGGAGUGGUUUAGAGGCACCAUACUUAUAAAAAUAAAAUGGUUGCUCCCUUCCGCUUGCUAGUUGAUGAAAAGGAACAUUCGACUAAAAGUCCAUGUUAUUUCUGCUGCUUAUAACACUCCCCCCCUCUCAAUCAAUCAAUAAAAUAAGUGUAUGGUACCAACA
Messenger RNA from Podarcis raffonei (Aeolian wall lizard), 1798 nucleotides. It is a transcript of the gene TPD52, whose product is annotated as tumor protein D52. NCBI's taxonomy places the organism in Eukaryota, Metazoa, Chordata, Lepidosauria, Squamata, Lacertidae. Gene Ontology annotation, biological process: B cell differentiation. The record is from RefSeq and is a predicted model, not a curated record. Gene Ontology annotation, cellular component: cytoplasm.